Molecule: messenger RNA, 378 nt
Organism: Penicillium bovifimosum
Lineage: Eukaryota; Fungi; Ascomycota; Eurotiomycetes; Eurotiales; Aspergillaceae
Exons: 2
Coding region: 1-378 (125 amino acids)
Source: RefSeq, a predicted model, not a curated record
AUGGGUAGUGCGACACCAACAGAGGCAGCUCCUGCCUACGAGGAUCUGUUUGAUGAACGUGGUGCAACCUCCCGAAAUGGCUAUGCCAUGGUCGGCCAAAGUGAACCCGCCGAUAACCUUGCAGACGUGGAACAAGGUCACCGCCAUGACGAUGGCCCCGCCCUCUUUGAAAUAACGCCUGUGGCUGACAGUCCCAAUCAACACAUCCACUGUAAGGAAUGUGACCGGCAGCGGGAUCGCAGAGAAAGGCGGGAGCAUGCUCGGAUGGUCUGUGGAACUGUUGCAAUCACGAUCGGCUGUAUCGCUGUGUUUUUGAUGAUCUUCGGGAUUGUCGGUCUGAAAGUAUCGGCGAACGUUCACAAGAAGAAGUCGCAUUAG